GGGUGGGCGUGGCCGGGUGAUGUGGCUGGUGGCCGAUUGAGGAAGAGCUGCUGCGGCGGAGAGGCGCCCCUCCUUCCCUCCCUCGCUGCUCGCCUCCCUCCCUCCUUCCCCGGUUCUCUCUGGAGCAAAGCAGGCGCCGGCGCUGCGCUUCCAACAUCCGUCUGUCGAGGCGGCGGAGAGGCGAGGGCGCGGCCCGCACGGCAUCGGGAGCGAGAUGGCCUCAGCAAACGAUACCCGGCAAGCGCCCAAGGAUGCUGCUGACCAGAACUUUGACUAUAUGUUCAAGUUGCUAAUCAUCGGCAACAGCAGUGUGGGCAAGACUUCGUUCCUCUUCCGGUAUGCGGACGACUCCUUCACAUCAGCCUUUGUUAGCACUGUGGGCAUCGACUUCAAGGUCAAGACAGUCUACAGGAAUGAGAAAAGAGUCAAGCUGCAGAUUUGGGACACAGCUGGCCAAGAGCGAUAUCGGACUAUAACAACGGCCUAUUACAGAGGAGCAAUGGGCUUCUUGCUCAUGUAUGAUAUUUCCAAUCAGGAGUCCUUCAGUGCUGUACAAGACUGGGCAACUCAGAUCAAGACUUACUCCUGGGACAAUGCUCAAGUGAUCCUAGUUGGGAACAAGUGUGACCUGGAGGAUGACAGAAUUGUACCCACUGAAGAUGGGAAGAGGCUGGCUGAUGAGCUAGGUUUUGAAUUCUUUGAGGCCAGUGCUAAGGAUAACAUCAACGUCAAGCAGGUCUUUGAGCGCUUGGUGGAUAUCAUCUGUGAAAAGAUGAAUGAAAGCCUGGAUCCUAGCCCUGGCACAACCAGCAACAACCAUAAAAAUACGGCACUGAAUGAGACUCCAGCAGCACAGUCCAACAGUUGUUCUUGCUAAAUGGGACAUUGCUCACCUUCUUGGACCUUACAGGUCACUCCCCAUUGCCCCAUCUAAAUAGGGAGAAAGGCUCAGCAGUUGCCCGUCUCUUCAUCCAAAUGCUAGUUGGCUGAUUUGCCCAGUUUGCCUCUGGUUAUGCCUGUUUGGCCCUUGACAGCAUGUGCCAGUUGCCUGGUGCCCCCUUUCUUCCCCAUGUAGCAUGAUCAACAUUUUCUAGCCGAUGAGCAUGAUUUCUUUGACACACUUGCACUCACAAUCUGUUCUCCAGUCUAAUGAUUUGUUUUGCAGUCCAGGUGAUUUAAAGCCAGCUCUGGGCCAGUGAAGAUCUUUCUCUCAGCUUCCUCACAGGGCUCCUGUGGAACUGCAACCAUGUGCAGUGCCAAUUGUCUGGCUUUUUUACUGGAUAGCUCAGUGACUGGAAGGCUGGCACUUCAUUUUGCCAGCUGCUGCCUUCUAUGAGCUUCUCCACUGUUUAAAGAUAAUAAAUCCCAGUGGCAGUUUGAUCAUGGGUAUUCUUAUUUUCUACCUCUUAGAGAACAGGGUGGUUGUGAGCAAAAUGCACUGGUGAUGGACAGACAGAAAGGCCUGAUCUCUUUAGAAUGGGAUACAAUAGGAUGGAUGCUGCUCUCUCCGAAAACACUGGCUUCACCUUUCAUACCUAUAUCUAUAAGGGGUUAGACUGGCAAGUGAGAUAGCAAAGCACUAUACUUCCUCUCCAUGAUAUGAUAUGAGAGGUUACUCAUUAACCACCUGACCCAUCUGAUUUUCUUUUCCGGACGUUACCACUAUGACUUGAGCUCUCAACCAGUGAAGCCAGAGUUGGCUCAAGGAUAUUUUUUAUUAUCAGUGACAACAGCAUCAUUGCCAUCUUCCUUCAGACUUUCUGAUUCCCUCUAAGUUUAGCUGCAAUCCUCAAUGUAGUUGGGGAUGUUGGAUUUUUCCAGCAACAAUAUAUUGCUGUGAGCUACCCCCCAUCAUAAUAUGAAGUGCAUUUAGGUGGCAUUGACUUGAGUAGGCAGUGAACACCUAGGAAUUUUACAAAAGAUUUGCUCCUGAAAUUAGUUUGUUCAUAGCUGUUAUUUUUUUGACUCGUUUAGAGGGUCAUGAGCUAUGGGGAAUCUCUUGAAGAGAGCUGGGCUUUCAAAAUUCACCAUUACACUACUGAUUCCAGCCUAUAGCAGUUGUGUUAAUGUGAUGCAUGUAAAGUUGAUUGAUGUAUGUAAAGUUGAUUGAUAAUUUCUGAGUAGCAUGAUUGUAGGCUUUGGGCUUGUCUUCAGUUGGCCUCCCUAGGACUAUGAAGGUUUAGGUCAGUGGUUCUUAACCUGGGGUCCCCAGAUGUUUUUUGGCUUUCAACUCCCAGAAAUCCUAACAGUUGGUUAACUGGCUGGGAUUUCUGGGAGUUGUAGGCCAAAAACAUCUGGGGACCCCAGGUUGAGAACCACUGGUUUAUGGAAUCUUGAAACACAUGACCUCUCUUGGAACCUCUUCUCGAAAUGUCUUAAUGGAAGUGUUAGAUGUAUUUUGUUGCUCAUUCACAAAACUUUUGUCCCUAAAAUUUGUCAUGGAGUCUUAAUAUUAAAAACUUGUUUUCUAUUCCUUCA
This is a messenger RNA of Anolis carolinensis (green anole), 2478 nucleotides long. RefSeq names its product RAB3D, member RAS oncogene family (gene rab3d). Gene Ontology annotation, molecular function: myosin V binding; GTPase activity; GTP binding. The record is from RefSeq and is a predicted model, not a curated record. Gene Ontology annotation, biological process: protein localization to plasma membrane; regulation of exocytosis; protein secretion. Gene Ontology annotation, cellular component: plasma membrane; synaptic vesicle; endosome. NCBI's taxonomy places the organism in Eukaryota, Metazoa, Chordata, Lepidosauria, Squamata, Anolidae. The transcript has 5 exons. Bases 215 to 877 code for a protein of 220 amino acids.